Molecule: messenger RNA, 6137 nt
Organism: Brienomyrus brachyistius
Lineage: Eukaryota; Metazoa; Chordata; Actinopteri; Osteoglossiformes; Mormyridae
Gene: rock2a
Product: rho-associated, coiled-coil containing protein kinase 2a
Exons: 32
Coding region: 676-4842 (1388 amino acids)
Biological process (GO): peptidyl-threonine phosphorylation; regulation of actin cytoskeleton organization; Rho protein signal transduction
Cellular component (GO): cytoplasm; centrosome; cytoskeleton
Molecular function (GO): small GTPase binding; ATP binding; Rho-dependent protein serine/threonine kinase activity
Source: RefSeq, a predicted model, not a curated record
GGUUAUGGGUAAAGGAGGCAGAGUGCGCGUCACGGGGAAGGACGGGAGCGCCUGGAGCCCAGAGGAGUAUGGAGGGCAGAAGGAGGCGGUGAGCCACCCGGCGCACGGAGUGUAACAAAAAGACAACACAAAUCAGGAUACAGACAAGAAACAAAGUGACGAGAGACGCCGCCGUGCGGGAAAAAGCGAAAAGCGGCUCCUAGUUCGCGGCUCCGCGUACACCGGCGCUUCGGAUGCGGACCGACUUCGCACUUCACUGGCGGCAAAGAAAAGAUCUGGAUCCCGAAGACGGGGGGACCGAAGGGAGGCAGCCUCGCAGAGGAGGGGGUCGGGAAGACGCCCCGGUCCGCCGCCCCAAAAGCAUUAAGUUUGACAUCGGCGUGAUGAUGCAGGCGGCAGACGGGGAAGUUUAAUGCGGCUGCAGUGUGCGCGCGGCGCUUCGCCCCUUUGGGCUUUUUUUUUUAACCUGGAAUAUUUGUGGGUCCGAAGCAGUUUCAGGAGGCGGCGAUUCCCAGGCUGUUUAGGCCCACGGACAUAACCCAGGAACAAAAAAUACAUACAGGGGGCUGCGUUGGCCGUCUCCGGCUAAACGCAUAUUUAAAACGAACAACAAUAAUAAAGGAAAAGUGUUUUUUUUUUCUUUGGACCGCAAGCAGCGCCGAUCCAUCCACUAAGAUGUCGUCAGGGGCAGAGAGGCGGCAUGAAAACCGGGUGAAAAAGCUGGAAGCCAUGAUCCAGGAUCCCAGAUCCGCGCUCAACCUGGAAAGUUUGGUGGAUGCCAUGAACGCCCUGGUCCUGGACCUGGACUUCCCUGCACUGCGGAAAAACAAAAACAUCGAGACAUUCCUGCAGAGAUAUGAGAAGCUGAUGGGCAGCAUGCGGGACCUGCAGAUGAUGUCAGAGGACUUUGACAAAGUGAAGGUCAUUGGUAGGGGGGCGUUUGGCGAGGUGCAGCUGGUGCGCCACAAGGCAUCUCAGAAGGUCUACGCCAUGAAGGUGCUCAGCAAGUUUGAGAUGAUCAAGCGGUCUGAUUCCGCCUUCUUUUGGGAGGAGCGGGACAUCAUGGCCUUUGCUAACAGCCCCUGGGUCGUCCAGCUCUGCUGCGCCUUCCAAGAUGAGCGCUACCUAUACAUGGUGAUGGAGUACAUGCCAGGCGGGGACCUCGUCAACCUGACCAGCACCUACGACGUCCCUGAGAAGUGGGCCCGCUUCUACACCGCGGAGGUGGUGCUGGCCCUGGACGCCAUCCACUCCAUGGGCUUCAUCCACCGCGACGUCAAGCCCGACAACAUGCUCCUGGACCACCUGGGACACCUCAAGCUGGCCGACUUUGGGACCUGCAUGAAGAUGGACUCGACCGGGAUGGUUCGCUGUGACACGGCCGUUGGAACGCCAGACUACAUCUCUCCUGAGGUGCUCAAGUCCCAGGGGGGCGACGGCUACUAUGGGCGGGAAUGUGACUGGUGGUCAGUGGGAGUCUUCAUCUUCGAGAUGCUGGUUGGCGACACCCCGUUUUAUGCUGACUCUCUUGUCGGGACCUACAGCAAGAUCAUGGACCACAAGAACUCUCUGAACUUUCCGGACGAUGUGGAGAUAUCUGAGGACGCCAAAGACCUCAUCUGUGCCUUCUUGACGGACAGGGAGGUUCGUCUGGGGCGCAGUGGCGUGCAGGAGAUCAAACGACACCCUUUCUUCCAAAACGACCAGUGGACCUUCGACACCAUCCGGGACACCGUGGCCCCCGUGGUCCCGGAACUGACCAGUGAUGUCGACACCAGUAACUUUGACGAGAUUGAGGACGACAAGGGCGACGUGGAGACCUUCCCCACACCCAAGGCCUUCGUGGGCAACCAGCUGCCGUUUGUGGGCUUCAGCUACUUCAAGGAGAACCAGUUGUUAAAUGACACAAAUUCCACCGCUAUGAAGAACGAACAUCAGACGUCCAUCAAGCGGGAGUCUGCUCAGCUUCAGAAAAAAAUUCACGUACUGGAGGAGCAGCUUAACAGCGAGAUGCAGGCCAAGGACGAGAUGGAGCACAAGUGCAGGACUGCCAGCAGCCGCCUAGAGAAGGUCUCCAAGGAGCUGGAGGAAGAGAUUGGCAGCAGGAAGAGCAUGGAGGGCACACUGCGCCAGCUGGAGCGAGAGAACGCGCUCCUGCAGCACAAGAGCACAGAGAGCCAGCGAAGGGCAGAGAGCGAGUCUGAGAAGAAGCGGGUCCUGGAGAGCGAGGUGAACAGUCUGAAGGACCAGCUAGAUGAAAUGAAGAAGAGGAACCAGAACUCCCAUAUCUCCAAUGAGAAGAACAUCCAGCUCCAGAGGCAGCUGGACGAGGCCAACACGCUGCUGCGCGCUGAGAGCGAUGCAGCCACUCGCCUCAGGAAGACCCAGACGGAGAUGAGCAAGCAGAUGCAGCAGCUGGAGUCCAACGGGCGCGACCUUCAGGAUAAAUGCUGCAUGCUGGAGAAUAGCAAGCUGAAGCUGGAGAAGGACUUCAUCAGCUUGCAGUCGGCGCUUGAGGCAGAGAAGAGGGACCGCAGUCAAGGCUCCGAGACCAUAUCAGACCUACAGGGACGUAUCUCUGGGCUGGAGGAUGAGGUCCAGCAGGUGAAGAGCUCCCUGGCCAAGGCCGAGAUGGAGAAGAGGGAACUGCAAGAGAAGCUGACUGACCUGGAGAAGGAGAAGAGUAACCAGGAGAUUGACAUGACGUACAAAAUGAGGCUCCUGCAGCAGACCCUGGAGCAGGAGGAGGCGGCGCACAAGGCCUCCAAGGCGCGGCUCGUGGACGAGAACAAGAUCUACGAGUCCAUCGAGGAGGCCAAGUCUGAGGCCAUGAAGGAGAUGGAGCAGAAGCUGCGAGAAGAACGUGCCUCCAAGCUGAGCGUGGAGAAUAACCUCCUGGAGCUGGAGAAGCGCUGCUCCAUGCUGGACUGCGACUACAAACAAGCCCAGCAGAAGCUGGACGAGCUGCGAGCGCAGAAGGAGAAGCUCACGGAGGAGGUGAAGAACCUGACCCUGAAGAUUGAGCAGGAGAUGCAGAAGCGCAGCCUCAUGCAGAACGACCUGAAGACCCAGAAGCACCAGGUAAAUGCCCUGCGCAUGUCGGAGAAGCAGCUGAAGCAGGAGGCCAACCACUUGCUGGAGAUCAAGAGCAGCCUGGAGAAGCAGAACCAGGAGUUGCGCAGGGAGAGGCAGGACGCGGACGGACAGAUGAAGGAGCUUCAGGAUCAGCUGGAAGCUGAGCAGUACUUCUCUACACUGUACAAGACGCAGGUACGUGAGCUGAAGGAGGAGUGUGAAGAGAAGAAUAAGCUGUACAAAGACAUCCAGCAAAGUCUGCAGGAGCUGCAGGAAGAGAGGGACUCGCUGGCUGCUCAACUGGAGAUCACGCUAACCAAGGCGGACUCGGAGCAGCUGGCCCGGUCCAUCGCCGAGGAGCAGUACUCUGACCUGGAGAAAGAGAAGAUCAUGAAGGAACUGGAGAUCAAGGAGAUGAUGGCACGGCACAAGCAGGAGCUGGGAGAGAAGGACACCACCAUUAGCUCGUUGGAAGAGGCGAACCGCACCUUGACGAAUGAUGUAGCCAUCCUGGCCAGCGAGAAGGAGGAGUUCAACAACAAGCUGAAGGAGAUGCAAGAGCAGCUGCAGAAGACCAAGGAGGAAGAGCUGCUUUUGAGCCAGAUGAAGAUAUGCUUUGAGAAGCAGCUGCAGAGCGAGAGGACACUGAAGACCCAGGCCGUGAACAAGCUGGCGGAGAUCAUGAACAGGAAGGAAGUGCGUGGCGGGGGCAGCCGGCGCGGAAACGACACGGAUAUGCGCAGGAAGGACAAGGAGAACAGGAAGCUGCAGCUGGAGCUUCGCUCGGAGAAGGAGAAGCUGAACAGCACCAUCAUCAAGUACCAGAGGGAGAUCAACGACAUGCAGGCGCAAAUCGCGGAAGAGAGCCAGGUGCGCAUAGAGCUGCAGAUGGCGCUGGACAGCAAAGACAGUGACAUUGAGCAACUGCGUAACCUCCUCACGUCGCUCAACGUGCACUCGCUCGACUCGGCCAGCAUGAGCAGUGGCCCCGACUUCGAUGGUGACGACUCCUACCCAGAAACCAGGCUGGAGGGCUGGCUCUCACUUCCACUUAGGAACAACACCAAGAAAUUUGGGUGGGAAAAAAAGUAUGUGGUGGUGAGCAGCAAGAAGAUUCUCUUCUACAACAGUGAGCAGGAUAAGGAGCACUCCAACCCACACAUGGUGCUGGACAUCGACAAGCUCUUCCAUGUGCGGCCUGUCACCCAGACGGACGUGUAUCGGGCUGACGCCAAAGAGAUCCCCAGGAUAUUCCAGAUCCUGUAUGCCAAUGAAGGGGAGAGCAAGAAGGAGCAGGAGUUCCCGGUAGAGGCAAUUGGGGACAAGUCCAGCUACAUCUGCCACAAGGGCCAUGAGUUUAUCCCCACGCUGUACCACUUCCCGACCAACUGCGAGGCCUGCACCAAGCCGCUGUGGAACAUGUUCAAGCCACCCCCCGCGCUCGAAUGCCGCCGCUGCCACAUCAAGUGCCACAAGGACCACAUGGACAAGAAGGAGGAGGUCAUCGCCCCUUGCAGGGUGAACUACGACGUAUCGACGGCCAAGAACCUGCUACUGUUGGCCGCGACUCAGGAGGAGCAGCAGAAGUGGGUGAGCCGACUGGUGAAGAAGAUUCCCAAGAAGCCGCCUCCACCUGAACACUUCGCUCGUUCUUCGCCUCGCGCCUCGAUCAAGGUGCAGCCCAGCCAGAGCACGAGGAGGCCCAGCCGUCAGAUGCCACCUGGCAAGCCUAGUGGUGGCCCCAUGCUCAAAAUCAUCCUCCACUGACCUUUGACCCCUGUCCAUUCUUGUACUGCGGUAGACCGUAAGUAGUGUGCACAGGUCAUGUGACUGUGACCUUACUAACGCCUGUGUGUUCCACUUAUCCUGCCAAGGAGGCAUAUGAGCAACUAACAUGGCCGCUUAGGCAAGGAAGUUAGAUGGGGCAGGACUGUGGGUCCGUCCUUGUAACCAUUAAACAUACCAUCAGUCAUACCUUGCCUCAACAUAUCGUGCCAUCAUCCAUCUUCAUGUCCGUCUUUCCCACAUUCUGUGUGUCCCAUCAUGCAUUCUCUCACUUGGGAAUGACUGAAGGCUUUCAGGGAUAGCAUGCCGCAUAGAACAGGAACUGGCUUCCAGGGAUAUGAACGUACACGCCACUGUGCUGACCAGCGCCACCCCUGAGCCACGCCUUCUCCCGUUCCAGAGUGCUGGACUGUGGUCUGCAGGACUGGGACUGGGCCGUCGAUGAUGUCGAUGAGGCAGACGUUUUUGAUUUCUGAAGACGUACAUUUAACCAUCUCUUCUUGUAGACGUGUUGAACACCCUGUGUGGUAUUCCUUCCUAGUGCAAAGGACUGAAAACACACUCUUUCAUUUUGCGUACCCACAACAGACAUGAAUGCACAGAUACUAUUUUUUUAUUCUUUUAGAGACCAUCUUUCCUAUCCUGGUUUGCAACACUUGGCUUCCACUUGUGAAAACUAGUCUUCAGUUCUGCGUCGAGCAGGAUCAGGUCUGAGUACCUGGGCUCCUUGUAUCCGUGGCAACGUGUGGACACAUGACAGUGUUUCGGCCUGUUUUUUCCUACUGGCUAAACCCCCCCCCCCCCCGUCAAUGGACUCUCAAGGAAAGCUGCAGCUUCAGAUGCUCUACUGGUCUUCCAUGGUCCUGAAUGCAGGAGCACCUGGGGGGACAGAGGCCUGAGACUCAGAGAGAGAGGAGGAGCUGGACCAGCGGCCCCCCCUGCAGCUGCACCCCCUGGCAACGCCAUCGCGGCCCCUGGUAUGUUAAGGACUUGAGCAGGAUGACGGUUUUUCAGCAAAGCAUCUCCACUGAUCUGGGGAACCAAGAUCCAAGAUGAGGCCACAUCGGGGGGGGGGCCUAUGCAUUCUGGGCGGGAGCAGCCUGAAUCCACAGGCCCCCCCCACCCCCCCGUUUGUUACUUCUUCGCACUUUGCUCGUGUGAUGCCUUAAUUUGUGUUUGUGGCAGCGCUCUGCUCCCCUGGGUGUGAUGCCUUCACUGUUAUGCACCUCGGUCACGCCGCUGUACCCAAACGUAUGAAUGUAUUUGUUCAGGCUCCG